AUGCUAGAUUUUGAUGAUGGAGUAAGGGAUUUAGUGAAAAGAAUAGAUAAUGUGACAAUACAAUUGGCAGGACUGUUUUGCAGUCUUGAAAAUGAGCUAUUAGAAUUAUAUAAUUUGUGUGGAAGUGGAAAUGAGAGAAGUAACCGGGGUUUAAAAAAGUCAGAGUUUAUUGAAGGUAUGAAAGAGUUACUAAAGAAUAGUAAAUUGAACAGCCAAGAUAAUAUUGGUGAUGAGUAUUUGAUAGCAUUGGACAAUUCAGUAAUUAGUCUGGAAACCCUGACUUCUGCAUUGGUAGGUACAAAAUGUUAUGUUAACUGUAAAGUAGUGAAUGAAAAUGAAGAGACAGAUGACUUAAAGGGGAUUUCAAACACACUAGGGGAUUGCAAUGAACUAAGCCUUGGUGAAAUAAAUGAGAAUAGCAGUUUAAUAAGACUUUGUAGGAGUGUAAGUAGAUUAACAAAACAUAGAAAUAAGAUUGAAAAGUACGAUAUAGAAAUGAAUAAUGAAUUAGAUGCUAUUAAGAGAGAGAAGACAAGGGAAUUGGAAAACAAGCUUAAAGAGAUGGAGGUAAAGCUGAGAAGUAAAGAAGCGUUGUGUUAUGCUCAUGAAAAACAGAUUGAAUACUUAAAAUAUGACUUAAAAGAGUUGAAUAAGAUUAAUAGCCAAAUGAUUUCCCAGAUUAACAUUCAGGAGUUGAAUAAUGAAAAAGACCAAAAGCUUGAACUAUAUAUUAAUACAGAUACAGAAAAAAGUAUAUCAUCUCAAUUUCCAAGUAAUGAACUUAGCUUAUAUUCUGAUAAUGAAGAGAAAGGUGAAUGCAUCUAUGUAAUUAGCAAUAAAAAAGAAGAAGAGCAGAGAAUUACUCCUAUUAAAAUAGAACCAAUUAAUAACUUUAAUCAAGUUAUUAAUUGCCAGACUGCUCACAAAUAUGAAAAUACAAGUGUGCAGGAAACUUUUCGUGAGGAAGAUUUAGAUAUCUUAGAGCUUAAGGAUCAGAUUCAAAUUUUGCACGUAGAUCUACAAAACCUCAAAGAAGAGAAUUGCCGAUUAAAACUACAGCUUGAAAAAGUGGCAGAAAGUAAUUUGGUAUUUCCUGAAAAAAUCACACCAGAAGAAAGUGAAAUUCUAUAUGACAUACUAGUGGAUAACAAUUUCUCAGAAAAAUAUACAGAAACAGAUACAGAGAUGUUCAAUGACAAAAAAUUUAUAAUCAAGAAUAUUCAAAAAACUAUAAACAUUUCAAUUUUUAAUCCAUUCCCAAAACUCCAAAAAACUCAACUCAAAAAAAUUGAGAUUUCCUAUUUGAACACCUUACCAAUUCAACAAAAUCCAAAACCAUGUUUGGUUAUGUGGGAACCCAUUAUAGAUUGCCCUUCAGAGUUAUCUUCUGCUAUAAAUACCAGUAAUAACAUUAUACCACUCCCUUUGUCCUCAUAUGGGCAGUUUAGAAAAUCCAGAAAAAGUGGAAGGAAAAACCCUCCCACAAUAAUAGAGGGAACUACUCUUAGUAGAAAAGUUAUUCCUAUAAAUAGAAAUUCAUUCUAUUGUGAUUUAGAGAAGAUUAUCAAGAAGAAUACUAAGAAACAAGAAUCCUUAAUUACGUAG
Molecule: messenger RNA, 1605 nt
Organism: Cryptosporidium ubiquitum
Lineage: Eukaryota; Apicomplexa; Conoidasida; Eucoccidiorida; Cryptosporidiidae
Exons: 1
Coding region: 1-1605 (534 amino acids)
Source: RefSeq, a predicted model, not a curated record